Anopheles maculipalpis is the source of this 984-nucleotide messenger RNA. It is a transcript of the gene vex, whose product is annotated as somatomedin-B and thrombospondin type-1 domain-containing protein. Lineage: Eukaryota; Metazoa; Arthropoda; Insecta; Diptera; Culicidae. Bases 79 to 972 code for a protein of 297 amino acids. The record is from RefSeq and is a predicted model, not a curated record. The transcript has 4 exons.
UGCUACUGAGAAGCCAGCAUCGUUCGUUAACCGACACCGACGACGACGACGACGACGGACAACAUCAAACGCCGAACGAUGGGAGCGCAGUACGUGCUGUUUGCGGUGUUGCUGGUACCGCUGAGUGGGCUGAUUGGGGGUGCGUACGGUGGUUCCUGCCGGGAAGCCACCCUCUGCUGCAAUGGGCGCGAUUCGUCGUGCGUGGUGCAGAAGGCACCGCUGAACGCGAUCAUCGAGGACCUGAACGAUAAGCCGUGCUACUGUGAUCACGCCUGCCUGAAGCUGGGCGACUGCUGCGAUGACUUCAAAUCGCACUGUGGAGUGAUCGACUGCAUCGUCAGUGAAUGGGGCCAAUGGAGCGAAUGUGACACGGCCUGUGGCAACGGUAUGAUGUCGCGCACUCGCAUCAUUGAGCAGAAACCGCAGAAUGGUGGCAAACACUGCCCGUCGCUGGUGCAGAAACGUGGGUGCCAGGGGCUGAAAUGUCACAACCAUCACGACCGAAAGGCACUCCGAGAAACGGCCCUGCUGCUACCGGCUGCCCUGUCCAAGAGCCGCCACGAGAACGAUACCAGCGACAUUCGGCGAAAUCUACGAUUGCGCUACAAGAACGCAUUCAAGCACAACCGAGGAAAUGAGUACUGUGUGGAGUUCGAGGUAAUCAAAGCGACCAAGGCAUGCCACAAGGACAACACCUACCGUGGGCUCGCCGAGGGUGAGCGUGUGAUCGUUCGCUGCGACCUGGAAGCACUGCACGAGGACAAGACAGUCGAUACGCUCUCGAGCAACUCGGUGCAGGACGACGAGGAACCGGAUACGCCCAAGUACCGCUGCCGGGGCGAUGGAUUGACGGGGCGCAAUACACGCUUCACAACGCUCGCCAUGCCCGCCUGCCGGGGCAAGUGGAUGCGCCUUACCGUAGGCCAGCCGAAAAAGUGUCCCACCAAUGACGCUCAGUUCAUUUUCGUCUAAGGUCUAUCCCGU